Messenger RNA from Vigna radiata var. radiata (mung bean), 3241 nucleotides. Its product is annotated as large proline-rich protein bag6-B. Gene Ontology annotation, molecular function: misfolded protein binding; polyubiquitin modification-dependent protein binding. Gene Ontology annotation, cellular component: BAT3 complex. The record is from RefSeq and is a predicted model, not a curated record. The coding region runs from base 333 to 2513 and encodes 726 amino acids. The transcript is spliced from 18 exons. NCBI's taxonomy places the organism in Eukaryota, Viridiplantae, Streptophyta, Magnoliopsida, Fabales, Fabaceae.
UCACAAUCCAGUGCUUCGGGUUGCAGAAUACAACUCCAUGCACUCUACAUUGAUUCAUGUGAAAAAUCCCUUGUGGAGUGCGAAACAGAGCGGUGAAAGCGCCAAGGCUGCAACACCCACUCCCUCCCUUCAAUCCCUAAUUCCCCAACUCCAUCACUCACUUCUCAACCUUCUGCUCUCAGCCCCUUGCACCUUCUCCUCUGCCUGUGAUCUUUGCCUUCUGUCUCCUUAGAAGGCAAUUGAAUCUUUUACAGGGUGAGAUGCAUACAUGCCAGGGUCUUUGGGUUACACUGGUACAGUAAACAAAAGGAGUAUUACGUGGUACGUGGAGAAUGGGAAGUAAUAGCACUGAAAAGAUCCCAAUCAAUAACAGUGCUGAAAGUUCAGAAACCACUAUUGAAAUAAAGAUUAAAACAUUGGAUUCUCAAACGUACACCCUCAGAGUGGAUAAACAGAUGCCAGUCCCUGCCCUGAAAGAACAGAUUGCUUCUGUAACUGGGGUAUUAUCUGAACGGCAACGCCUAAUUUGCCAAGGAAAAGUUCUGAAGGAUGAUCAGCUCCUGUCUGCGUAUCAUGUUGAAGAUGGUCACACCUUGCAUCUGGUUGCGAGGCAACCCGACCUACCACCACCAGGAAGUCUGCCCAAUCAUUCAGUGACUGAACCGAAUUCAAGCUCAAGCCUGACAGGCCUCAGUCACAGUAGUCAAGUAGCCCCUGGUGUUUUUAUUGAGACUUUCAAUGUGCCUUUUCAGGGUGAUGGAGUUGCACCUGAAAUCAAUAGGAUCGUUUCUGCAGUUCUAGGAUCCAUUGGACUUCAAAAUUUUGCGAGUGGUGAAGGGAUUGACGUCAGGGAGCAUGAUUCCCAAGGCUCUGGGAGAAUUUCAGGCUCUAGUGGAAUAUUUGAUUCAUCUCAUCCUCAACCCGAACAAUCGGGUUUUCGGGUUUUGUCUGAUAGAUCACGUAAUGCCUUUGGAGCUCCAGCGACAGUAUCUCUAGGGUCUUUGCAGCCUCCUGUCAUUCCUGAUUCUUUGACAACUUUGUCUCAAUAUUUAAGUCACAUAAGCAAUGAAUUUGAUGCAAUUGUGAGAGAAGGGGGGAAUAUUGCCCAAGCAGACGAGGCUCAAAGGAAUGUAGAAACUAGACCUAUUUCUUCACGUUCGGCUUCAGCUCUAGAAGGGUUUUCAUCUCCCACAUUGUUGGCAGAGGUUCUGCUUUCUACCAGACGAAUGAUUGUUGAACAAGCAGGCGAAUGCCUACUUCAAUUAUCAAGGCAGAUGGAGAAUCAAGCUGAUGUAACCGAUCCAUUGUUGCGGUCAAGCAUUCAGUCUAGGGCUUUGAGGACUGGAGUUUUGUUUUAUAACCUUGGUGCAUUUUUACUCGAGCUUGGUCGCACAACCAUGACACUGCGUUUGGGUCAAACAUCGUCUGAAGCUGUAGUUAAUGGAGGGCCUGCAGUUUUUAUAUCCCCAAAUGGUCCUAACCAUAUCAUGGUUCAGCCCCUUCCUUUUCAAACUGGAACAAGCUUUGGCGCUGUUCCUGUUGGAGCUGCACAGUCUAGCUCAAGUUUAGGUAGUGGACUUGGUUCAAGCUUUUUCCCUAGGCGUAUAGAUAUACAGAUACGACGAGGUGCCUCAUCAACAUCAUCCAAUACCAAUCAGGAAGAACGCAAUGAUACACAACCUGCUUCGGUACAAAGAAAUCCAGGUGAAAAUCCUGUUAAUCAGGCAACCUCUAGGCGUCCAGAUGCUUCUUUUUCUGGGGAACCAGGAGUAAGGUUAGUGCCUAUUAGAACCAUGGUUGCAGCAGCAGUACCGGGUCCUGUGGUCCGUCCGCCUUCAGAAUCAUCUGGUAAUUCUGUAGGUCUUUACUAUCCAAUUCUUGGGAGAUUUCAACACGUGUCUUCGGGACAUGUAAAUAGUGAACAGAGAUCUCAACAUUCAAGUCAGCAUCAUGCUGCAGUACCAUCAACUACUGAUUCCAUGUUGGAAAGGCAAAGCACAGAUGAUUCUACAAGAAAUGUAGGAUCCUUAUCAACUCAAAGCACAAGACCGGAGCCAUCUAAUUCUCGUGUUGUAAAUAUCAAUAUUCUGGCUGCCAGUGGACCCCAAAACAACCAAGAACCUGAACGGCAAGUACCAAGCAGUGUACUUCAGUUAUUAAGGUCACUCUUUCCUGGUGGAGAAAUUCAUGUGGAAGAUUCAAGUGUACAAGGAAUAACUGCAGGUUCUGACUCAGAUCAUGCUGCAACAUCAAGGGGGGCUGCCCAAGUCCCCGAAGCACAACCUAAUGCCAGUGAAGAAGGAAUAUUUUUGUCAAAUAUGCUCCGUGAAAUCAUGCCAGUCAUAUCUCAACAAGUAGGGUCAGAGGGAAAUCCUUCUGAAGAUCAUAUGGCUCAAGCUUCUUCAACCCAGGUUGAAACUGAUGUCGGGACAUCACGCAGACCAAGUGAUUCUGACUCAAGCCCCCCAAAUCCAAAACGUCAAAAGGGUAGUGGUGUACGAGGCUUUGGUUAGCACCGAAAUGGAAGCAAGACCAGAGGCUUUGGAACACAUGUUUCAAGAAUCCAUGUGCGACAGAGAUAGUGGAGAAUGAACAACAUGAGCGUAUGCAACAAGUUUGGUCUGACAUCUCGAUGAUUUCAUAGGCAGACUACCCAAAGCAAAAGGAAAAGACACCAUUUUUGUAGAAGUAGACAGAUUUACCAAGUAUGCUCACUUUUUUGCUUUAUCACAUCCCUACUCAGCACAAGAGAUGGCUCAGCUUUUUGUGAAUGAGGUGAUGGAGUGAAAUAGAGGAUAAUGUUCAGUGUGCGGUCAUGGAAGAUUACGAUCACGAGAAACAGAAUUUGGGGUGAAACGGAAGAUGUCAAUAUGGUAUUAAGUUCAUUCCUAGGUUUUUAUAUGAAGCGUGAUUUCAUUUUCUCAUGCUGUAGACAAAUUUUAAGAAGACUGCUCUCCGAAUUAUGUGACAACUUGUACGUUACUGGCAUUGGAAUUGAACUUCCCCUAAGUUCGGUUUAUUAUGCUUGGAAUUGGUAAUAGAAUUCAACAUUAGAAUUGAGAUUAGUCAUCUUAUAAAUGAAAUUUGGCGUCCUAGAGGUCUUUAUUGAAUAACUGAAUCAAACAUUUCUCUAUUUUUAGGAAUAAUUUUCAUUUCAAGAAAGCAAUAAUUGAGAUGCGGGUAUACUGUACCCGUUCUAGUUACCUUUUUCCAAUAGAUGAUAUUGGUCUGUAUGUCUUAA